GGAUAAACUGAAGUGAUGAGAAGAAUAGCCUCAUCGUGUCUACGGCCCUUCUGGCAGCCCAUCGUGGCCAUCACCAUCUGCUGUGUGGCGGCUCUCGCCUACGCCGAGCAGCGGGAGGCACAGAAGCACCCCGACGGAAAGGACAAGCACUCGGAAGGGUCUGAGGGUGGUGAGGCUGUGCCCAAGAUCCUUCUCGUCUGCCACAGUAAGCAAAAGCAAGCAGGGGAUGAAUGAUUCAUCCCUUGAACACCGUCCACGAGUGCGUCCGGAUCUUCUGCUGUGUGCCUACAGCUCCGUUCGACCACCUUCCCUACCCGACACCGGACGUCACCGAGGAGUGUUAUCGGCAGAAGGUCGCCUACGUCGACUGGCCGCAGUUCACCGCACCGGCAACCGACUUUCCGAGACGGCUCGCCAGCUGGCGCCUCGUCAAGGAGAAAAAGAUGGCUGCUGUCGACAGUGGUAACGAUGCUUAUCAUCAGCUGAGCGACGCCAAGCUGACCUUCCAGCACUAUAGCGGCCGGCUGCUGCAGGCGUCAUACACCAACGUUCGCAAGACCAGAGUGACCACGUCGCCCAAACACGGCCCGCGGGACGUGCCUGCCUGGUGGCAGUUCGACAUCAGCGACCGCAAGCACCUCUUGCUGGCCCAGACACACCUGGGGAUGCCCACACGGCACUUUGAGAAGAUCUACUUCGUGGACUGCCCCCAGACGCUCUUCUUCUAUGAGGACAUUAUGCGCCUGGCCGAGAACAGCCACAGGGGGAUGCCGUUCGACAGUGACGUCGAUGACGGCUAUGGCGAGUGUCCGCGGCCCAGAAUGAUUGACUUCCUUUUGCGACGGCCGCGAGUGGCGCCCCCCCAUUGCGGGUGCGGCCAUGACACCGACGGGCACUAUCAGUGUGUCUUCUCGCCCAACCGGGCAUUCUGGGCCAAUGUGAGGGACCUAUUAGCGCCCGGCGGCCACGUGCUCAUCAACUCCCUGGUCAGUCAGAGAGCCAUUGACGGCCGCAACACGGGCACACACGCGCGCAUAUGUGCAUCUCUCUCUCUCUCUCUGUGUGUGUGUGUGUGUGUGUGUGUGCAGCCGUGGCACUUUGGGGGCGUCGAGUGCGAGUGUACAGAGUCGACUGACCCGCCCGAGCCCCUGUACGAUCUGUCCCCAAAGUGCUGUGGGUGCGAGGUGGUCUGCCAGACGAUCAACGGCCGGCGGUACUGCUGGCGGGAGCGGUUCCACGAGGCCCUCAUGUGUCUCGCCAAAGAAGAGGGCGUGCAGCUGGCGGACACCUGGAACGAGCCGAGAGAGGAGCUCGCGCACGUCAUGGGGGUGGACCUAGUACUGGGGCAGCACAACAGGGAUGAAAGGGCACAGAAGGAGCCGACGGACAUGGUGUAUGCUGCUGCUGGGGCGUAGAUGGAUGGAUGGAUGGAUGGACGGAUGGAUGGCUGCAUAGGCAGAGCGGUUUGAUGGCGCACAGAGUCUGGAAGGGUGUGUGGGAGGGGACGCUGUACAGCAAGGAGGGAGGAACACAUGCCAGCCAUGCGUCUUACGGUGGAUGGAGGGGCUGAUCGGAGACCGGAGUGUACAUAUGCCAGCGACAUUUUUUCGUAAGACAGACACGCUCGUUUGCUACGCUACGCUACCAGCAAGAAGUGAACUGAACGGACGUGUGACUUCAAUCAAUGCCGACCGACAAUCAAGUGAACGCA
Vitrella brassicaformis is the source of this 1711-nucleotide messenger RNA. The record is from the annotation of a GenBank genome assembly. NCBI's taxonomy places the organism in Eukaryota, Vitrellaceae.